Aspergillus tanneri is the source of this 4461-nucleotide messenger RNA. Its product is annotated as putative UDP-glucose:glycoprotein glucosyltransferase. Gene Ontology annotation, cellular component: endoplasmic reticulum. Bases 1 to 4461 code for a protein of 1486 amino acids. Lineage: Eukaryota; Fungi; Ascomycota; Eurotiomycetes; Eurotiales; Aspergillaceae. Gene Ontology annotation, molecular function: UDP-glucose:glycoprotein glucosyltransferase activity. The transcript is spliced from 5 exons. The record is from RefSeq and is a predicted model, not a curated record.
AUGGUUUCUAGCACAGGACUAGUCGCUCCAUGGCGACUCUCUGUACUACUUGCUGCCGUACUAUCUUCUUUAGUAUGUGCAAGUCCAUCGGUGAACGUUGCUCUGCAAGCUUCAUUUGAUGCGGCACCAUAUCUUAUAGAGCUCUUAGAAUCCGCGGCCGAGGAGAACUCAACUUCUUAUUUCCCGUUGCUUGAUCGAAUCGCCGAUGGUGCCUUCGAUGACGCCGUGACCGAUAAGGAAAUCUACGAUCGUUUCUUGCACGUGGUGGAAGAAGAUGGACACCUCAAGACCCCCGAGAGCCUGUCGUCCUUCAAGCUGUCUUUAGCCAUUCGAUCGGCAAGCCCCCGAAUUACGGCUCACUACCAAUACUACAAUGCUUCUGUGCAACACUCGUUGAUGGCUGCGCAAGAUGCCGCUUGCCCGGUAUGGGUGCACUCGGAUGGCAAACAGUAUUGUUCUUCCACCAUGGAACGUGCUCAGCAGGAAGUUUCGGGUGGGAUGGAUGCAAGAGAGCUUCCAUUUGAUCGGGUCUUGGGAGAUACGUCGUUACCGCCGGCAAUCCUGUACGCAGAUGUCGCGUCCCCGAUGUUCAAGGAUUUCCACCAGACACUGAGCGCUCUUGCAAAGGAAGGCCAGGUUUCCUAUCGAGUACGAUAUCGGCCGCCCCAGCGCUGGAGUCCCCGCCCCCUCUUCGUCUCUGGAUACGGCGUUGAGCUUGCACUGAAACGAACGGAUUAUAUUGUAAUCGACGACCGAGCGGCUGAGCAACGGGAAUCGGACAAUGCGGGACCUAGCACAUAUAGCGAUGCCCCGGACGACCUUAGGCCUCUCUCGUCAUCUGAAGUGGCCCGACUGGGCGUAAACGCUGUCAGUUAUGUGCUAGACAGGGAUGAUCCUCUAGACGCCCUCGUCAAACUUUCGCAGGAUUUCCCCAAAUACUCCUCUAGAGUUGCGGCUCAUAAUGUAACCAUGGAACUCCUGCACGAUAUUCGCUCCAGCCGCUUGCAGAUGCUUCCAUCGGGCAUGAACGUCAUGUGGAUCAAUGGUGUACAAAUCGAUUCUCGACAGAUGGAUGCAUUCUCUCUGUUAGACCUUUUACGCCGGGAGCGAAAACUGAUCGAAAAGUUCCGAGACAUAGGCGUUUCCGCCCAAGAAGCAGUCAAUCUUCUAUCGCACCAAUUCAUUGGGGAGGCUCUCGCGCAAGAUGCUCCUCAACGCUAUAAUUAUUUGGAUGACAUCGAGGGUGGCCGGGUCCUUAUAUGGAUUAAUGACCUAGAAAAGGAUGCUAGAUACGCGUCUUGGCCUAGUGACCUCGAAGCAUUCAUUCAUCGUACAUUUCCUGGCCAACUUCCGCCCGUGCGUCGUAAUGCGAACAAUAUUGUAGUCCCCGUUGAUCUAGCUCGUUCUGAAGAUGUGGGCUUUGUUGUCAGAAAUAUCCAAGGAUUUGUUAUAAAGGGAAUCCCAGCCAGAUUCGCCAUCGUUCCUGUUGCAUCUACGCCGGGGUCAUCUGCCCAACUCAAGAUCGCUCAUUACCUCCAAGAGACCUUCGGCCUAGCGAGUCUAAUGCACUACUUGGAAGAGUCUUCUUCCCAGCAGAAGGUGGCGUCCCCAGAUAAGGGUUGCUUUGAGGCUGCAACCAAGGAGCGCAAAAUACGUCCUGAGAAACAGAUUCUAUCAUUCGAGGAAGUAUUAAAGAGCGAAGACCUCGAAGAUUUAGUCUCGAAAACCUUGAGUUACCAGAAUCGACUCGGAAUCACGGGCGAUGCUUCGCAGAGCUUUGUUAACGGAGCCCAAGUCAUUCGGAAAGACAGCUGGAUGCAAGAAGUCAGUGUCCGGGUCAGCAAAGACUUGCAGGUGAUCCAACAGGGGAUUGUGGGUGGAGAAAUUGAGGACGGCACUUCGCUAUCGGGAUUGUUCCUCUCCCAGGCGUUUGACCGACGUAGUCUUUGGGCUAUACCCGAGGACCCUAAAGAUAUCCGGGUCGUGGACUUGGUCAAGGUGUCUGACUCACAAAAGGAGACACUCGGUGAAACUCCAUCGAUCGUUUCGAUGAAGGAUGAUGCUCUUGAUAGUGCAUAUCUUAUUGUCGUAGGUGAUUUUGACUCUGAACAGGGCCACCAAUUGCUUACCGCGACUCUGGAACAUCGAGAGAAGCAUGAAGAGGUGGAAGUUCUUUUCAUCCAUAACCCAGGGGAGCAUACCUCUAAGAUGGACGCAUCGAUAAAGCUGUAUCGCUCUCUAAAGGGGGGGAAACAGGUCGAUGCCGCUCAAGUCUUAGCCGACAUUAAGUCUUCCGACUAUUCUGCACCAUCAGCCGGCGAUGCCGAGGAAAUUUCCAAAUUCUGGGCAGAUAAGCGGCCAUUGAUUCAGGAAUUUGGUUUGCCUCAUGGUGCAAACGGACUCGUGAUAAACGGGAGGACGGUCGGACCUAUUGAUGCUGAUGUGACAUCUGGAGACCUGGAUCAACUUUUGGCCUAUGAGCAAACAAAGCGAAUCGGCCCCGUUACUCGGGCCUGUAAGGAUUUGGGAUUUGGUUCGAACCUAUCUGGCGCUCUUGCAUUCGCCAAAUUGACAUCUCUUACUACUCUCUCAACUAUAUCGGAUGUACCGGAGGAUAUCUUUGAGUCAACCUCAGACAUCAGGGUGAACAUAUUUGACAAAUGGAACGACUCUCGCUCAGUUAUAACCGUCUCGAAUUCGGAAGACCCCGCUAUUACCAUCGUGGCUUCUAUUGACCCAUCCUCGGAAACUGCUCAAAAAUGGCUUCCAAUUCUGAAGGUGCUCUCAAGACUAGCAAGCGUUAGGCUCAGGCUGUUCUUGAAUCCACGGGAAGAAAUAAAAGAACUUCCAACAAAGCGUUUCUACCGCUACGUCUUGGACUCAGAACCUUCGUUCAACGAUGAUGGAUCUAUUUCAAGACAUACGGCUUCCUUCUCGGGGGUACCGGUUGAGGCGCUUCUUACACUGGGGAUGGACGUCCCUUCGUCCUGGCUGGUGGCUCCCAAGGACUCCGUUCACGAUCUUGAUAAUAUCAUGCUCAGUUCACUGAAUUCAGGUUCUGAUGUUGAGGCUGUCUAUGCACUAGAGCAUAUCAUGAUAGAGGGCCAUUCCCGAGACCUCACUACCAAAAGCCCUCCAAGGGGGGUUCAACUGGAUCUCGGGACCGACAAUAAUCCUUCGUUUGCAGACACCAUCAUCAUGGCGAACCUGGGAUACUUCCAAUUCAAAACGCAACCUGGACUGUGGAAGAUCAAUUUGAAGCCCGGGCGCAGUGAACGCAUCUUCAAUUUAGAAAGCGUCGGCGGUCUGGGCUAUAGUCCGCAGCCCGGCGACGAGAACAAUGAAGUCGCAUUGCUUUCUUUCCAGGGCAAAACUCUUUUCCCGCGCUUGUCGCGCAAGAAAGGCUACGAAAUGGAAGACGUCUUAGAAACCAGUUCUAAAUCAGGCACGGCCAUGGAUUAUGUUUCCAAGGGACUAAAUUUUGCCUCGGGUGUUCUCUCGAGCGUCGGUGUCGGUUCGAAAGGCAUGUCGGAAAAGCAAGCUGAUAUCAACAUUUUCUCCGUCGCAAGUGGCCAUCUAUACGAGCGGAUGUUGAAUAUCAUGAUGGUCUCCGUAAUGAAGAACACCAAACAUUCCGUUAAAUUCUGGUUCAUCGAGCAAUUCCUCUCCCCGUCGUUCAAGUCCUUCCUCCCGCACCUUGCAGACGAAUACGGAUUUUCCUACGAAAUGGUCACAUAUAAAUGGCCACACUGGCUCCGUACUCAGCGCGAGAAGCAGAGAGAGAUCUGGGGCUACAAGAUCCUAUUCUUGGACGUACUCUUCCCUCUUUCCCUGGAGAAGGUAAUCUUCGUGGACGCUGACCAGAUCGUCCGCACAGACAUGUACGAUCUGGUCACUCUAGACCUAGAAGACGCGCCAUACGGGUUCACACCCAUGUGCGACUCGCGUGAGGAAAUUGAAGGCUUCCGCUUCUGGAAACAGGGAUACUGGAAGAAAUUCCUCCGAGGGAAACCAUAUCACAUUUCCGCACUGUAUGUGGUCGAUCUGAGUCGGUUCCGCGCCCUGGCCGCCGGUGAUCGUCUCCGCGGUCAAUACCAGAUGCUCUCCGCGGAUCCGGGCAGUCUGAGUAACUUAGACCAAGACCUGCCGAAUCACAUGCAACAUCAUAUCCCCAUCAAGAGCCUCCCACAGGAAUGGCUGUGGUGCGAGACGUGGUGCUCGGAUGAGUCCCUCACUCAGGCGAGAACUAUCGACCUGUGUAAUAACCCGCAAACGAAAGAGCCGAAAUUGGAUCGUGCCCGAAGACAGGUCCCCGAGUGGACUGAGUAUGAUGAUGAAAUUGCGGCUUUGUCGAAACGAGUGGCUCUUGGACAUCAGCAGAAAGAGGAAGAAAUGCAGCCUAACUUGGUGGAUGAAGAGGAUGACGAAGGAUCUCCUGAAUGGGAUAAGGAUGAACUGUAG